CACAAGCCAUGAUGGCCAGCUUUUCAGAAGUGCCAAAUAAAGAAAAGAAAAGUAAUAGCAUUUCUGCCUCUGUCAUACUUGGAUCCGAGGAAGAUUUUGAUGUAAUUUGUCACGCUUGUAUGAAUAGCGAUAUACGUAAGAAAGCGGAAGUUUUUUGUACGAUUUGCAAAGAGUGUUUAUGCCAAGAUUGCCACGUCUUCCAUAAAAGGCUUACUGCAACCAUGAAGCAUGGAUUAUUAGAUCUCUGUUGCAACCCUUGUGCUAAUGGUGAUGUGCAUGAAGAAGGCGAUGUGUUUUGUAAGAAUUGUCAAGAAUUUCUGUGUAGAAGUUGCCAGACUUUUCAUGGACGGUUAACGGCUACUCGAUCUCAUGCGGUAGUGCCAGUGAUUAAUUUUGUAAAGGAGAGUAGACCAAAAGAAAAGGAACCUCUCCGGGGGAGACAUGUAGUGACAAAUGCCAUGCAAAACCCUACUUCUACAUUAUCGAGACAGAUACCCACGCCUCCAAUUAUACAACAGGUGCGUCCUUCGAUUGCGACAACACUGACUGACCAUUCAGUUGCGACCCGCAAGAAGAGCCCUUCGUUCGAGACAGCGGAAACAGUUCAAAGUCCAGCGAUAGCAACACAGCCUGGAGGUAUUCAUAGGAUAUCGGUACCGAUAGGGAUAGUAAAAGAACUUGAGCGUCUACCUGGAGGAAUAAAUUCGAUAAAAGAUGAUCUGAAACAAAAUCACCUAAUUGAUGCAGAAGACGAUGGCAAUUUUUUUCUUUUAAAAGGACCUAAUGACACAGUUCUUGAUAUUGCAAUUGAAUUCCUACAUGUGAAAGUUGGAAGGGCUAAGGCAACAUAUAAAACUUUGGGAGGUAAAGGAACAGUUACAUGGACUUAUAGAGGAAAACAUGUCAAACAUAUCCAAUAUUUAUUUCCUGCAGAACUUAAGAAACUUUCGACGGUCAAAUCUACAAAAACUGCACAACCGAAAGGCGAUAGUUUAGUUAUUUCGUGCAGCUAUGCAGAUUACCAAACGGUGAAUGAUAUGCUCGAGAAUCUCGACAGAAAAAUUAGGAAUUGCAAACAAAAAACUGUUAAAGUAGAUGUCAAAGAUCAACAGCUUGCCAAAAAGUUUGAAAAGGGACAAAAUGGCCAUGCUUUUUAUUGUUGUUUAAUAUUCGACAAGAAAGAUAAAAGUAAAGUUGAUCUGGAGUUUUACGGAAGGGAGGAAAAGGAUUAUCAAGAAGGAAUUUCAAAGUGGGAAUCAAUUAAACGGGGCGACAAGAAGAAGCCCGCCCCAGUUUACUUGGAAUUUUAAGGAAAACGAAUCAGUGAAAGUUAGCACUAUAUUGCUGGAGCAGGAAACUACAGGCCAACAGAAAAUUACAUAUUCGUAUCAGACAACUGCUACUGCGUCUCUGCCUGAAAAGCAAGCUUCAAAUAGAAAGACAUCAGAGACGGAUGAGACAGCAUCAGUUUCUGAACAACAAAAAAAAAAACAGCGGAUGCAGAUUGGUAGCUAAUGCUACGGGUUCGUCUUCAACAGAUUCAAAAAAUCUAUCAAAACCUUAGAUGAACGUAAGUUCUACUGCUAGUAAUAGCUGGGCAGAUUAGUGAAACAAUACUGCAUUUGGUGAUGGAAGCAAGAAAUUUGGCAUGAGUAUUCGUCUUAGCCUACUUUUUUCAAAAAACCCGUUAGCCAUUUAAAAAUUCAAAAUGGCGCCCAUUUUUGAAGAUGGCCGCCGCAGGAAGUUGAUUUCUAACUUGAACAGUCCUAUACCGAGUUCUUUUCGUCAAUUUUGAGGAAAAAAUAUCUCUUAAGAUGUUUUGAGUGUGCAAAACCUAUUUUUGAUACACAAAAGACUGGUUUCAAAAUCCAAUAUGGCGUCUUUUUUCAAGAUGGCCGCCAUUUUAUGUAAAAAGUACUAAUUUGCCGUUAAAACUGACGUUCCUGGUUAAAUUAAUUUUUAUGUUAUAGUCAAAUAACAUAUUUAGAGUGUUGAAGGGCAGUUUUUGUCUCGGCUGCGACUUAAGGAACUGACGGCGGACUAAGGCGUAGCUUUUCCGGCGGCGACGGCGAUGACGACGGUGGUGGUGGCGUCAACGUGAAGUUUAUGUUGAAGUCUUUUUUCUCAGAAACUACUAGGUUUAUUGGGUUGAAACUUCACGCAUGCCUUUGUGGUCAUUAGGCGCUGUACCAGGCCAAGUUCCAUAACUCUAACGUACAUUUUAUCAAAAGUAUCCCCCUUUCUAACUUAGAAAUUUCAACAUUAAGUCUUCGUAUUAAGUCUUUUUCUCAGAAACUACUAGGCUUAUUGGCUUGAAACUUCACACAUGUCUUCAUGGUCAUUAGGCACUUAACCAAGCCAAGUCCCAUAACUCUGACAUACAUUUUAACAAAAUUAUCUCCCUUUUUCAAUAAGAAAUUUCGACAUAAGGUUUUCGUGUCUCUACACGGAAUAACUAAUUAUGUCCCUUUAUGACCGACACCGCUUGGUUUGAACUUGUGGUCAAACUUUAUAUAAGGUGGACAUUUUUUAAGAUUAAAGUGUAUGUAGCAAUACACGUAGGUAUAUCAAU
Mercenaria mercenaria is the source of this 2572-nucleotide messenger RNA. RefSeq lists its product as uncharacterized. The transcript has 3 exons. The coding region runs from base 9 to 1310 and encodes 433 amino acids. The record is from RefSeq and is a predicted model, not a curated record. Gene Ontology annotation, molecular function: zinc ion binding. Lineage: Eukaryota; Metazoa; Mollusca; Bivalvia; Venerida; Veneridae.